AUGGGACCAACAGAGCAGGUUCUAAGCUCCACUGGAGACGAAAUCCCCUCGCCGCGGCGCGUAUCCCUUCUCCGACACUUUUCCAGGCGAUCAGGCGAAAAAGGCGUUGCCAUCGCAGGUUCGUUCGAACUUCAGGUCGCCUCCACACACGACGAACUAAUCGAUCUCGACUGGCAUCCUACUUGGCUCGCGAGCCAGCGCUCGAACCUGCCCCCGAGCGUCACGAGCCUCUGUCUCCAUGGCAAGCCCAUUUCAGAGGACCAGAUUUUCGAUCUCGUGUUUCGCCAGGUCGCGACAUAUUCCUGCGACAACCGUGGCUUCAGCGUUGAUGAUGUGAUCGACCAUCUGCACGCAACGGUCGGGCUGGAAGACACUGAUGGCGGCCACAAGCUUGACGCAAAGCGGCUCCUUGUCUUUGCGGUUCUGGGAUGGCAGACCAUGGUGUAUCAGCCUGGCCUGGGCGUGUGUCCUCUCGACGAGCUAGCCAUCCACCAUGAUACCGGCGCUCCAGAUUCACGCCUCAUAUUCAACUCGUACAAAACACAAACCGAUCUCUGCGAUCGUCCUCUUUUUGUCCUCCUCAAAGACUUCGGCAAUCUCCUCCCGGCUCGGUCGCGCAGCAGCACCACAGAGGCAGCGGUGGAAAACAGCAAGGUUGCAGCGUCGUGGGAGGCUCUAUACCCAGAUGAACUGAACGCCUAUCAUUUGCGCACUUUGCUGGGCGUGCGGUUUCGAUGGGUCGACAUACUGGCCCUGCACCUGGACUAUGACAACUCAACCAAAACCCUGUCCCUCUUCGGCUUCCCGUCCGUCUGCGCCUCCCAACUGAGCAACGGACGUCACGGACCAAACGAGAGCGCCAUCUUUGCCUUUGCCAGCACCGAGACGAGAAUGGAUGCCCCAGAUCCUCGCGCCAAUGAAGCUGACAUCCGUCAACUCCUCCGCGAAGUCCUGCUCUCGUUUCGGUUGCUGUUCGGCCAGUCUGCCAAGUCGCGCAAGCUCUUCCGCCAAGUUUACUCCCCAGCCGUGGCCCCGUUUCCGCAGCCAGACACACUGCUCGCAUAUCUUUGUUCUGAGCGGCAGCUGCCAUCGGCGACGCGAAAUAACACCUCCCCAGACGACGACAAUAACGAUGACGGUGAUGAGGCGAAGGGGCGGUGGAUGCCGAGGGACAGAAGUGCGUACUACGCAGCACGCCACUUCCCCGUGCUGUACGAGCGGGUCGAGCUGAUCGCUCAGGAGCUCAAUCGCUCCCGCCCAAAGUCAAUGGGUGGCCUCAUACGCGACCGGAGAGACACACUCCAGUUCUGGACGUUUUGGCUUGUCACGACCGUCGGCGGCGUGAGCAUCUUUCUAAGCACUAUCCAGAUCAUUUUACAAGGCGUACAAAUUGCGCAGGCUGCUGGUAAGAUAUAG
Lasiosphaeria miniovina is the source of this 1416-nucleotide messenger RNA. RefSeq lists its product as uncharacterized. NCBI's taxonomy places the organism in Eukaryota, Fungi, Ascomycota, Sordariomycetes, Sordariales, Lasiosphaeriaceae. The transcript is spliced from 2 exons. Bases 1 to 1416 code for a protein of 471 amino acids. The record is from RefSeq and is a predicted model, not a curated record.